Erinaceus europaeus (western European hedgehog) is the source of this 1991-nucleotide messenger RNA. It is a transcript of the gene FEN1, whose product is annotated as flap structure-specific endonuclease 1. Lineage: Eukaryota; Metazoa; Chordata; Mammalia; Eulipotyphla; Erinaceidae. Gene Ontology annotation, molecular function: RNA-DNA hybrid ribonuclease activity; 5'-3' exonuclease activity; 5'-flap endonuclease activity. The transcript is spliced from 2 exons. The record is from RefSeq and is a predicted model, not a curated record. Bases 169 to 1311 code for a protein of 380 amino acids. Gene Ontology annotation, cellular component: nucleus.
CGUGAGAGAAGCUGGGCGCGGGGCCCCGAGCCUGGACUACACUUCCCAGGAGGCUCUGCGCGACGGCGGGUCACGUGACGCGAGCGCGGGCUUCUGAAGGCGGCAGAACGAGCGGCCCGCGGAGUAGGGAGCCGGCUGCAGACGUCGUCCAGCCCCCCACGCGCAGCCAUGGGAAUCCACGGCCUGGCCAAGCUGAUCGCCGACGUGGCCCCCGGCGCCAUCCGGGAGAAUGACAUCAAGAGCUACUUCGGCCGCAAGGUGGCCAUCGACGCGUCCAUGAGCAUCUACCAGUUCCUGAUCGCCGUGCGCCAGGGUGGGGAGGUGCUGCAGAACGAGGAAGGCGAGACCACCAGCCACCUGAUGGGCAUGUUCUACCGCACCAUCCGCAUGAUGGAGAACGGCAUCAAGCCAGUGUACGUGUUCGACGGCAAGCCCCCGCAGCUCAAGUCGGGGGAGCUGGCCAAGCGCGGCGAGCGGCGGGCCGAGGCGGAGAGGCAGCUGCAGGAGGCACAGGCGGCCGGCGCCGAGGAGGAUGCGGAGAAGUUCGCCAAGCGGCUGGUGAAGGUCACCAAGCAGCACGUGGACGAGUGCAAGCGGCUGCUGCGCCUCAUGGGCAUCCCCUCCCUGGACGCGCCCGGCGAGGCAGAGGCCAGCUGCGCCGCCCUGGCCAAGGCGGGCAAGGUCUUCGCGGCGGCCACAGAGGACAUGGACUGCCUGACGUUCGGCAGCCCCGUGCUCAUGCGCCACCUGACGGCCAGCGAGGCCAAGAAGCUGCCCAUCCAGGAGUUCCACCUGAGCCGCGUGCUGCAGGGCCUGGGCCUGACGCAGCCGCAGUUCGUGGACCUGUGCAUCCUGCUGGGCAGCGACUACUGCGAGAGCAUCCGCGGCGUGGGGCCCAAGCGCGCCAUCGACCUCAUCCAGAAGCACAAGAGCAUCGAGGAGAUCGUGCGGCGCCUCGACCCCGCCAAGUACCCCGUGCCCGAGAACUGGCUCCACAAGGAGGCCCGCCAGCUCUUCCUGGAGCCCGACGUGCUGGACCCCGAGGCCGUGGAGCUCAGGUGGGCCGAGCCCGACGAGGAGGAGCUGGUCAGGUUCCUGUGCGGCGAGAAGCAGUUCUCGGAGGAGCGCAUCCGCGGCGGCGUCCGGCGCCUCAGCAAGAGCCGCGAGGGUAGCACCCAGGGCCGCCUGGACGACUUCUUCAAGGUGACCGGCUCGCUGUCUUCCGCCAAGCGCAAGGAACCGGAGCCCAAGGGUCCCGCCAAGAAGAAGGCCAAGACCGGGGCCGCGGCCAAGUUUAGACGCGGGAAAUAAAGCCGCCCCCCCCCCCCCAAAGCCGCCCCCCCCCCCACGUCCCUGGACGAACCCCGAACACUGGCCUCGCUGGGCUGAGUCUCACAAGCAGAGAAAGCUCCAUGGGGGACUGUGGGGGGUUGCUUCUCCCACCCCACCCCACCCCCCGCAGCUGUGCCUUCCCCCUUGUGACUUGGUCUCCUGGUGAACAGCAAGGCUCAGGGAAGUGUGUCAGGCGGGGCCAGCUCAGGACACCACUUCUCAGGACUUAACAACUCCACCUCCACUGUCCCACAGAAGCCAGAGCAGCAAGUGUUGGGGACAGGAGAGGAGGGACACGGUGGGUGCGGACACUGCCCAGGAAUGAUAUCCAGGGUGGCCCGCAGGAGGUGAUGAGGGAGUCUGUCCCCAGGCUCCAGUUCCAUGUGGAUGUGCCCUGAAAUGGCCUGCCAGGUUGCUGUGGGAGGACUAGGGGCUGGGAUGGGCUGAGCGGGGAGCCCCUGGGCCUGGCGAGACGGCUUUGGGGCCAGGAGUGGGCAGAAACUUGAACUAGGGUCUCUGUAGCAGUCAGAGGCAAAAGGUUGCUGAGUGCUUCUCACAGCCUCUCUUGAGCUGAAGCUUGCAGGAUACGAUGCUGUUCUUGUGCCAUUUUUGCUAUCGAGAUUUAAGCAGCAAAGGGUCAAUAAAAUCAUUGAAUGCCA